Messenger RNA from Anopheles maculipalpis, 3360 nucleotides. RefSeq lists its product as uncharacterized. The coding region runs from base 1 to 3360 and encodes 1119 amino acids. The record is from RefSeq and is a predicted model, not a curated record. Lineage: Eukaryota; Metazoa; Arthropoda; Insecta; Diptera; Culicidae. The transcript has a single exon.
AUGCUCAUAAAGAACAUUGAGCAAUUCAAACUGAACUAUUCGGAUAGUGAUGCUCAUGAAGUCCCAGUGUGUUUAGAACAGUUUAAGCAAUACAAGGACGAUUUCAUGAGCGCAAUCGCUAAAAUAGAGGAAUACGAUGAAUCAGUAGAGGCACAGGAAACGUGUUUGCAAGAAAGGUGUGAAUUGGACAGCGUUUAUCGCAAAGUGAAAGGUUUCUUGCUACAAAAGAAACCUUGUGACGCUUAUCCGCUUAAUGCUUCGGUGCUGUAUGCGAACACAAGUGUUAGUGCAUCGGGUAAUUCGGGACGAAGUCUACGACUCCCGAAAAUUGAGUUGCCAACUUUCGAUGGCGAUUCAACUAAGUGGCUUACGUUCCGUGAUCGGUUUGUGUCGAUGAUCGAUUCGUCAGCUGAGAUUCCACCGAUCAUGAAGCUACAGUAUCUGCUGUCAUCGCUGAAGGGGGAUGCCGCGCUGCUCUUUGAGCACACUACGCUGGUAGCAGAUAAUUAUGCAGUCACAUGGGCUGCGUUGCUGAAACGGUUCGACAACCCGCGCAUGCUGAUUCGGGACUAUCUGCGCAACAUUCACCAUCUCCCUGCGCUGAAAUCGGAAUCUGUCGAUGAGUUGGCACAACUCGUCGACGAGUUUAAGCGGAAUGUGCACGGCCUACAAAAGCUAAAAGAACCUGUCGACAAUUGGGACUCUACGCUCACCACUUUGAUGUUCUUCAAGCUACAUCCUUCGACAAUGCUGGCUUGGGAAAAGCAUUCGUCACAAGCACCGAGAGAUAAGUAUAAGGAUCUUAUCGAUUUCUUACAAGAUCGCAUCGUUAUUCUCAGGUCAACUCGGAAGUUCACGCAAGACAUCGAGACGUAUGGGAGAACGGUGGCCGGCAGCGAGCAGAAGGUCAGACCGAGACACACCGCACACGCAGCUACAACACGGCACACGACGCAUGGCCAGUCAAACGCCAUGCAGCCUUCGUGUCCAUUGGGAUGCGUAGAGACGCAUAAUCUUCGGAGCUGCCCAGAGUUCUUGAAGGAGGAUAUCGAACAUCGACGAGAGCUGGUGACGAAAAAUCGACUGUGCUACAACUGCUUGAGCCACAACCAUCAGGUGAAGUCAUGUAAGUCCGUGAAUCGUUGUAUUACGUGCAAUGCCAGACAUCAUAGCCUGCUACAUGACAACACGCGUCCGAAAGUGUCAAUGGCGGCAAAUUCGGACCAAGAAAUGGUGUUUCUCGAAACCGUGCUACUUUGGGUGGUCGACGACCAUGGUAUUCGACACGAAGCUCGAGCACUUUUGGAUUCAGGAUCCAUGUGCAAUUUCAUGUCGGAAUCCUUAGCACGAAAGUUGUUAACAACUCGGUCGAAGGUCGAUGUUUCGAUAGUAGGUAUCGGUCAAGCGAUACAGCAGGCUAAGGGCUCUAUCGAUGCUAUAGUGCAGAGCAAAUCAGAACAGGUGUCUACCCCUAUGGAGUUUCUGAUUUUAAAUACACCGUCUGCUGAUAUUCCCACAAUACCGAUCGACAUCACCUCAUGGAAGAUUCCGAACGUCACAUUAGCAGACCCGUCAUUCCACAUCCCAAGCAAGGUCGAUAUUGUCAUCGGUAGUGAUGCAUAUUGGGAAAUGCAUACUGGAAGAAAGCGUGGAUUGGGCAAAGGCAGACCAUGGUUUGUAGAGACUUCCUUCGGGUGGACAAUCUCUGGGAAUACUUCCCAGACAUCGGUUUCCAGCCAACGGUCUUGCCUCACAACCGUUGCUCAAGAGUCACUAGAAACAAUCGUGCAACGCUUUGGGGAAACAAAAUCGAUCCUAGAAGGUCCCGCAUUAUCGCUAGAAGAAGAGCAAUGUGAAAGACACUACACUGCAACUACAAAACGCGAUGAACAAGGUCGAUACAUCGUAAGCUUGCCCCGUAAAACGAAUUCUGAGAUUGUCCUCGGUCUCUCAAGAAUGAUAGCAGAUAGACGGCUUGUAGCUGUCGAGCGUCGGUUGAUGGACAAUCCUGAAAUGGAUCUAGAAUACAAAAAGUUUAUGUCGGAGUAUGAAAGUUUGGGACAUAUGCGAAAGCUUACCGAACCUGUUGAUCAUAGCAUACCGCACUAUUAUAUCCCUCACCAUGCAGUGGUUAAGGAAACGAGUACGACCACUAAGGUACGUGUUGUCUUCGAUGCUUCCUGCAAUACAACAUCUGGGUACUCGUUGAACGAUACUCUGCUCAUAGGCCCUACGGUACAGGAUGAUCUGUUCACGAUCAUUCUAAGGUUCAGAAAGCACGCCAUAGCCUUAGUAGCAGACGUCGAAAAGAUGUAUCGGCAAGUGCGCCAUUGUGAAAGUGAUCACAAACUUCUGCGAAUACGUUACCGAGAACGGUUCACCGAUCCGAUAGCAACGUACGAACUACAGACAGUGACCUACGGUACUGCAUCAGCGCCAUUCUUGGCCACUCGUACGUUACAACAGAUAGCGCAUGACCAGGAGAGCCGUUAUCCUAAAGCGGUAGAUCCUGUUCUGCACGAUUUCUAUGUGGAUGACCUAUUAACCGGUGCAGCAGAUUUGGAAGAGGCCAUCGAAGUGCGGAAUCAAAUUUCGCAAAUGCUAGAUUCGGCGGGCUUUGCACUGAAGAAGUGGGCAUCAAAUGUUCCUGCAUCUCUACGAGAUGUUCCGCGUGAAGAUCUUGCUAUCCAAUCGUUACACGAAUGGAAGGAUGGCCAGGCAGUAUCAACGUUGGGGUUGGUUUGGGAACCAACCAAUGAUUCGUUUCGCUUCAAAGUCGAUCUUCCACCACCCGCUGAAGUAUUGACGAGAAGUCUGGUAUUGUCGUACACAGCAAGUAUAUUCGACCCUCUCGGGUUAUUGGGUCCGACAAUCAUUCUGGCCAAGAUUUUCCUGCAACGUUUAUGGAGCUUAAAGCACGAUGGAAAGGCUUGGGAUUGGGAUCGUGCAUUGCCAGGUGAACUUCAGGAAGAGUGGAGAAGCUUCCAUUCAACUCUAUAUUUGCUACGCAAAUUACGAGUACCGCGUUUCGUAUCCCAGUCGGAAGCGGUCAGCCUGCAAUUACACAUGUUUGCGGAUGCUUCGCAAAAUGCAUACGGUGCUUGCUGCUAUGUACGUGCAGAGUCGAUGGGGUCAACAAUGGUACAACUGUUGACUGCCAAAUCCAAAGUCGUAGCCUUGGCAAACACAUGCAAUUGCCAGGUUGGAGUUGUGCGCCGCGCGACUAGCGGUCCAACUAUUCCAGAAAGCCAGUCGAGCGAUAACGUCAUCUACGAUGACCAUCUGUUGGACCGACUCAAUGACAGUGAUGUACUGGCUGAAUUCUCCUCCACGUCGAUGGAAACCAUUUGUGGCCAAUAG